Molecule: messenger RNA, 2998 nt
Organism: Salvelinus fontinalis (brook trout)
Lineage: Eukaryota; Metazoa; Chordata; Actinopteri; Salmoniformes; Salmonidae
Gene: ankk1
Product: ankyrin repeat and kinase domain containing 1
Exons: 8
Coding region: 277-2526 (749 amino acids)
Biological process (GO): regulation of cell cycle process; protein phosphorylation
Cellular component (GO): cytoplasm
Molecular function (GO): protein kinase activity; protein binding; ATP binding
Source: RefSeq, a predicted model, not a curated record
CGCUGUGGCCUUCUGGUGGGAACCUAAGCAAUUUUCUUGGCAGAUAGUGUAGUGGAAACCGGUCUUGUUACAUUCCUAUGCAAACAAGCAGUGACAUGGCUCCUCCCACAACCCACAGUUAACCACUAUCGAGUCUUAGACACACUUGUUUGCUGCUUCUCCUCCUCCGUGGUUGUCUACACACUUCAUGGACAAGGGAGACCCCGCGGAGAAGUUAUUCUGAGUUUGUGUGAGAUUCGAGACGGUGUUGUGACACACAGGAGGAGCUCUGCCCCCAUGGAUCGUGUUGAAGGGGGCCUGGAGAAGUUCAGGGUCUUCAAGAAGGAUGACUUUGAGGCUGACUGGAUUAAGGUGACAGAACGCAGCUUUGGCCAGGUCUACAGAGUGAAACUCAAGCUUUGGAGGGAAAAGUGUGCCCUGAAAAGCUUCAAUACCACACUUACUGGCACCAGUCUCUACAGGAGAAUGAUAGAGGAGGCAUCCAAGAUGGAGAAAGUGACAUUCAAGUACAUCGUGUCCGUCUACGGGGUGUGUAAUGACCCUCCCUCCAUGGUGAUGGAGUACAUGAGUAAUGGCUCCCUGGAUCGUCUCCUCACCAGCCACGUGUUGAUGUGGCCCAAGAAGUUCCAGAUGGUUCACGAGGUCACCAUGGGCAUGAACUUCCUUCAUAGCAUGAACCCUCCACUUCUCCACCUGAACCUGAAGCCUUCAAACAUCCUUCUAGACGAUCACCUCCACAUCAAGAUUUCAGAUUUUGGCUUAAUUAAGUGGGAGGAGGCUGGGAACAAGAAGGAAUUCAUUGAAAAUUUGACUGCGAGAGGGAACAUUUUCUACAUACCUCCAGAGACAUUCACCCUGUCCCCUGAGCAUCCGGGAACCAAGUUCGAUGUUUACAGCUUCUCUAUUGUGAUGUGGGAAAUCCUGACCCAGAAGAGACCUUAUCAAGCUGGGAAACAAAGCAGUACAACGACAGUGCUGAUGAAGGUGUCAUCAGGUAGAAGGCCAGGCUUGGAAAAUAUCCCUGAUGACAAGCCACAAGAAUGUGAGCAGAUGAUCACAAUAAUGCAACAGUGCUGGGAUCAGGAUCCCAGAGAGAGGCCAGAUUUCUCAGACACUGUUCGAAAGACAGAAGCUCUGAGCGACGUCCUGGGAAUAGGUGGACGUAGCAACGGGGAUAAGACACACAAACCUGAUUAUACCAUGCUGUCGCCGAGCUUCAGAAGAAAAUCCACAUGCUCACUCGCCAACCCUCCAGACAUGAGCAACACCAGGGAUGACAUUCUCAAUAUUCUAUCAAGGAAAGACUUUGAAAACUUCAGACAGGCCCUUAGAAAGGAGCAUGUGUCUAUGCUCUUCAAAGACAACAACACUCUUCUCCACUACACAGUGGUUAGUGGUGACACAGAGAGUGUGAAGCAUGUUUUGAGUCUUGGUGCGGAGGUAAACUCACAGAGCGUCAGAGGAUACACCCCUCUCAUUGUGGCUGUGCUUCACAAGUUCCACGAGAUAUGCUCCUUGCUGACGGAGCACGAGGCAGACGUUAAACUUGGAGAUGGGGACCAGUGGACUCCUCUGCACUUUGCCGCUCAAAGCGACGACAGCAGAGUUGUCCGUCUGCUACUGGACAGUGGCGCCCAGCCUAGCGUUAAGGAGAAAGCCGGGUGGACGCCGCUUCACCUGGCCACUCAGAACGGCCACGAGAACGUCGUGCGUCUCCUCCUGACGCGGAUGGGGAGCGCCGACGAGCACGAGGAGAUCCACGGGAGGACGGCGCUCCACGUGGCGAGUGUGUACGGCCACCUCGCCAUCGCCAAGCUCCUGCUCAGUAAGGGAGUUGACCCCAACGGGACGGACCACUCCCUGACCACCGCUCUACACCUGGCAGCCGAGGAGGGCCACAACAGGGUAGCCAGGCAGCUGGUGACAGCUGGCGCCGAUGUCAACUCACCGGACAGCCGGCACUACACCCCAUUACACUUCGCCGCCCUCAAGGGACACACGGGCAUCUGCAGGCUACUGUUGGGCAACGGGGCGAAUCCCGACCCCAGGACCCUCCAGGGUUGGACGCCCAUGCACUUGGCGGCGCUGAAGGGCCACGCGACCACCGUGCUGGAACUAGAAGCCCACCAGGGCUCUAUGGACCUGCCAGGAAAGGGUGGCUGGACACCCCUCCACUUGGCCUGCCACCACGGGCAAGAGGAAGUGGUGUCCAAGCUGCUGUCGGCCAAGGCCAAUCCCGACAUGGCAGAGGAUAGCGGCUGGACGGCGCUCCACUUGGCGUGUAACGGCGGCCUUUUCCCCAGUGUGCUCCAGCUCAUCUCGCAUCGGGCCAACGUCAACGCUCUGAACAAGAGCCAGGCCACCCCAUUACAUCUGGCUGCCCAGAACGGCAGUGUUCCCAUUAUCAAAGCCCUGCUAAUGAACGGGGCAGAGAGGAGUAGUAAGGACUCGACAGGCUGCACAGCCCUAUCCCUGGCCAGGAAGUGUCAGAAAGAGGAGGUAGUGCAGCUACUGGAGGACAGUUAAUGAGUCUUUCACACUACUGUGCCGAACCGAGCCGCACCAUACCAAGCUGUACUGAGCUGAGCUGAACCGAGCCGAGCCAAACAAAGCUGUACUGAGCUGGUCUGGUUACAUAUCCACCAUUGUUGCUGGAACUGUGCUAAAAAAUAGUAAUGUGAGAAUAAACUAUCCGAGCCAGUACAAUUUGUUUCGGGUUGGCAAGCUGGUGUAAAAAGGGUACUAGAAUGCCAACAACGGCAUGUUGAACGAUAACUCUGGACAGGGUAACACUGAUGUCAGGCUUACUGACUAAGAAGUACAGUACAUCACUGUUGGGAAAAGUGUAUUGAUACUCUAUUGAUUUAUGUCUCUACGGUGUCUACGCUGUAAUUGGGAAUGUUAUUCGGAAUGCUCAAUAUUAUAUUACAUUGUUAUGUUAAUUUAAAUUGUUUAAUUAUUUUUUCUCCAGUGGUCAAGGAUGACCUUACUGUCUGUU